Cyprinus carpio (common carp) is the source of this 2096-nucleotide messenger RNA. RefSeq lists its product as uncharacterized. NCBI's taxonomy places the organism in Eukaryota, Metazoa, Chordata, Actinopteri, Cypriniformes, Cyprinidae. The record is from RefSeq and is a predicted model, not a curated record.
CUAUUGUGAUCUGGUAGCGUGGCGUCAUACUGCUGCGCCGCGCUCGUGCGUCUGUUGUGAUUCGGCUGAAGAAAGGCUCGUGUGUUUAAUCAUUUAAAGUGUUUCCAUCGAUGCAACGCAUUCAGCCUAUGUAUAGGCUUUUACAAGCGAUGUAAAGUUAACUCAUUAUUAUUCAGUGCAACGUUGCAAUAUUGUGUCUAACAUCAAAGAGCGUUAUUUUGUGUGAAUAAAGCGCAUCAACACGUUCGUGACAGAGAAAGUGCGUCUCAUUUCGCUCCCUGUGUCGUGAAUUCGCUCCCUGGCGAGUAGUGACGGAGAAACGGAGCUCUCUGAACCUCCGAGUCAAAUCAAAUGAUUCAGUGAUUCGAAUCGCCGCACGCUGAACAGUAGAAGCUCCUGCUGAAGAGACUGAGACACACACUGUUAUAAAGAUGGAGUUUUUUAAAGAGGAGAGAGAAGACGUGAAGAUUGAAGACACAUUCAGAGUCAAACAUGAAGAGACUGAGACACACACAGAAUUGAUGCAUAAAGAGGAGAGUGAAGAACUGAAUGAAAUGGAAGACCAAGAUCAGUAUGAGAAACAUCAUGGUUUAACUAGAGAAAACUUAAGUUGCUCACAGACUAAGAAGACUUAUUCACGAAAAAGAGCUCAAAAGACAGGAGCUAUAAGGUAUUUCACCUGCCAACAAUGUGGAAAGAGUUUAACAGGCAAAAGAAACCUUGAAGUUCAUAAUAGAAUUCACACUGGAGAAAAGCCUUACACCUGCCAACAAUGUGGAAAGAGUUUCAUUAAAAAGGGAACCCUUAAAGACCACAUGAGAGUUCACACCGGAGAGAAACCUUACACAUGCCCUCAAUGUGGAAUACGAUUCACUCAAAAAGGAAUCCUUGAAAGGCACUUUAGAAUUCACACCGGAGAGAAGCCUUACACAUGCCAAGAGUGUGGAAAGAGUUUCAUUCGGAAAGGAAGCCUUAAAGGCCACAUGAGAAUUCAUACUGGAGAGCAGCCUUACACCUGCCCUCAGUGUGGAAAGAGUUUUACACACAGUCUUACACUUGAUGUCAGUGUGGGAAUUGUCACAGGAGAGAAGCCGUUCAUAUGCCCUCAGUGCGGAAAGAGUUUCUAUCAACAAGGAGACCUCAAAGUCCACAUGAGGAUUCACACUGGAGAGGGCCAUUUCACCUGCAAACAAUGCGGAAAGAGGUUUACUAGAAAAGGAAACCUUGAAGUCCACAUGAGAAUCCACACUGGAGAAAAGCCGUUCAUAUGCCCUCAGUGUGGAAAGAGUUUUGAUCAACAAGGAAACCUUAACGUCCACAUGAAAAUUCACUCAGGAGAGAAACUUUUUACUUGCCCACAGUGUGGAAAGAGUUUCACUCAAAAUGGAAACCUCAAGGCCCACAUGAGGAUUCACUUAAGAGAGAACAGUUUUAUAUGUCAUGAGUGUGGAAUGAGUUUCACGGACAGGAAACAAUAUAAGAAUCAUGUAGCAAUUCACACUGGAGAGAAGCCUUUGAUGUGCCAUCACUGUGGAAAAACUUGCUCAGACAAAGCCAACUUUGAGAUACACAUGAGAAUUCACAGCGAAGAGAAGCCUUUCACCUUCUUCCCCGAGGAAAGAGUUUCAGAUCUACAGGAAACUUAACAGUCCCGUGAGGCAUUACACCGAAAAGAAGCCGUUUCCUUAACUUAAAGGGUUAGUUCACCCCAAAAUAGUUUUUCACCUUAGGACCGGCGCCCUUUGAAACACUCCAUGGACUCUCAAGAGUAGGAGAGUGUUGAGCUGCCAUAGUUCAAGUUCUUUUCUUUUUAUCAGUCAAUCUAUUGAUUUUGAAUUCGCUCUUUGAUUUGACUGUAAAUACUGUAAAUGUUUUCAUGUUCCUUCAUCACAGAGGCAGCAGGGAUUGGGCGCCUUUUUGCUUCAAACUGUAAAUAAUUUUCUCUCGUGUUUGGUAUAGCCAGGAAAUCAGGGUCCACUGAAAUGUAUUUUCUUUACUUUUCACCUAGGUCAGGUAUUGGUUUUAGCAUCUUUUUUUUAGUUGUUUUGGUUUUGCCCGAUCUUGAAGAGUUUGCUUCAUGUUGAGUGGUGUAACAA